Messenger RNA from Naegleria lovaniensis, 1233 nucleotides. RefSeq lists its product as uncharacterized. Gene Ontology annotation, cellular component: nucleus; cytosol; perinuclear region of cytoplasm. Gene Ontology annotation, biological process: activation of GTPase activity; nucleocytoplasmic transport. The coding region runs from base 1 to 1233 and encodes 410 amino acids. Gene Ontology annotation, molecular function: small GTPase binding; GTPase activator activity. NCBI's taxonomy places the organism in Eukaryota, Heterolobosea, Eutetramitea, Acrasida, Naegleriidae. The record is from RefSeq and is a predicted model, not a curated record. The transcript has a single exon.
AUGAAACCUAGUCCGUACUCACCUACCAACAACAAGAAGAGAAAACUCUCAAUAAUACCAUCAUCCAAUAAUUUAGCAAUCUCUGUUGAAUCAAUGAUGAAUACAAACAAUAAUUACAACAACAUUAUCAAUGAACCAUUUAUUGAUGAUAUUAUUUUUGAAAUUCUUCAUUUCUUGGAUUCAUUGUUUAUUAUUCAAGUUUGUAUGAAAAUUUCAAAACAAUGGAGACAAAUAUCAAUUCAAAUUCCUUUGUCAUUGUCUUUGAACAAACACUCUGAACAAGAUUCUCUUGAACGAAUUAAAUAUAUUGCUAAUAGCGAGUGCUUGAAGAAUUUGACUUCUUUGCGUCUAUAUCGCAACCAUUUUGGCGAUGAAGAUAUUAAAUACAUUACCAACAGCAAAUAUUUGAAAAAUUUAACUUGUUUGGAUCUUAGUGACAACAAAAUCGGCGAUGAAGGUAUCAAAUACAUUUCUAAUAGCGAAUCUUUGAAAAAUUUGACUUCUUUGGGCCUAAAUUACAGCUAUUUUGGAGAUGAAGGGGUCAAAUAUAUUUCAAAUAGCGAAUAUUUGAAAAAUUUGACUUCUUUGGAUCUUAGUGAAAACGGAAUUGAAUGUGUCAAAUACAUUGCUAAUAGUGAAUGCUUGAAGAAACUGACUUUCUUGGAUCUUAGUGACAACCAAAUCGGCAAUGAAGGUGUUAAAUAUAUUGCCAAUAGCGAAUGUUUGAAUAAUUUGACUUCUUUGCGUUUAUGCAGCAACAACAUUGGCAUUGAAGGCAUUAAAUAUAUUGCUAAUCAUGAAUGUUUGAAAAACUGGACUUUGUUAGACCUAAGCGAAAACGAAAUCGGCGAUGAAGGUGUCAAAUACAUUGCUAACAGCAAAUAUUCGCAGAAUCUGACUUCGUUGGAUCUGAGAAGGGACAACAUUGAGAGUACAGGAGCAAAUUAUAUUGCUAAUAGCAAAUAUUUGAAGAAUUUGACUUCUUUGAAUCUGAAUGGUAACAGAAUUUUGAAUGAAGGGGUCAAAUAUAUUGCUGAAAGUGAACAUUUGAAGAGGUUGAGGGUUUUAGAUCUUAGUUUCAACCGAAUUGACAAUAGAGGGAUCCAAUAUAUCGCUAAUGGUGGAAGUUUGAAGAAUUUAACUUCCUUGAAGCUACGUGACAACGAAAUUGAUUAUGAAGGUUUAAUUGCAGAGAAUGUCUAUCUGAAGAAUAUUGUUUACUUGGACUCAUGA